AUAAACGUAUCUUCCACUUCUCUGAUCAGCUGUUAACUAGACAAGAAGAAAGAACUUAAAAAAUUUGUGGGGGUUUUAUAUAUUUCAUAUCAGACGGGUUUGAUCCCAUUUAGUUAGAGAUGAGACAGUUUAUUGUCUUGUAAACCAUCCCUGAAAGAAGCAGGCAGAUUUGUUCUGGAGCAUAUUCUUAACAGAAAAUGUUGAAAGGGAACAAAGAACCGACUCUGAUCUGGUAGUUUCCAACUGCAGAACAACAUGACUGAUGAGAAUACAACAUAUGACUAUGUCACAGAAUAUGAUGACCAACUGUGUCGCAAAGAGCAGAUGGUAAAAAUUGGAUCCAUUAUUAUUCCAAUUUUUUUCACAGCAGUGGUUGUAUUGAGCUGCAUUGGUAACAUCCUCGUUUUGAUAAUCCUUGCACUCUAUGAGAGCAUCAAACCCCUGACCAAUUUCUUCAUCCUCAAUUUAGCCGUGUCAGAUCUGCUGUUCACUAUUGGACUUCCAUUCUGGGCCUCGUACUAUGUCCGGGGUUGGACAUUUGGAGAUGCUGGCUGUAAAGCUGUGAAGUUCUUCUUCUAUUUGGGCUUUUACAGCAGCGUGUUGUUCUUGACUCUAAUGACCGUUCAGCGUUACAUGGCAGUGGUUCAUCCUCUGUCCGACUGGGAGAGAUCCAGAGGCCUUUCUUUAUCUCCUUAUAUCGUUUGGAUCCUGAGUUUAACGGUUGCACUGCUCGGUUCACUUCAAAGUGAAGUCAUGAUAGAAUCUGGCAGCCUAUACUGUGAAUAUGGCAGCAUUGAAUGGAAAACCAGCAUUGCUUAUUUUCAAAAUGUUUUUUUCUUCAUUGGAUUUGUAAUCAUGGGUUACUGCUAUGGCAGAAUGCUUCGGACGAUCUCAAAAUCACGGACUAAGAAGAAACACAAGACUGUUAGACUAAUAUUCUCCAUCGCAAUGGUGUUUUUUAUCGGUUGGGCUCCAUAUAACAUAGUCGUGUUCCUAAGAUCUUUGGCCAUCCCUCCAUUGACAGACUGUGAAGUAAGCAAAAGACUUGACUACGCAUAUUAUGCUUGCCGAAUGAUAGCCUUCUCCCACUGUUGCUUGAACCCUGUGUUUUAUGUUUUUGUUGGCGUAAAAUUCAGGAAUCAUCUAAAAAUGAUUCUGCAGAAGCUCAUUCAAAAAAAAAAAAAACUCCAAGCCACAGAGGGAAAAAUGCAGUCGCAGGGUUCAAUUUACUGAGAGAAAACUCAAGUACUUUUACCAAUUGCAGCGAACCAACUUAUUUGGAGUGUUAAAAUACUGUUUGAAUGAUGUACAUAGAGAUGCUGUUGUAAUUUUUUUAUUAUUAUUAUUGUUAAUAUGUUGGAAUUGAUUAUUACAACCUGAUCUGCUUGAUUAAAAUUCAAAUAAAGUGCCAUUUUGCAGGAGAAUUCCCUGCUUUAUCAAGCAUUCAGUUGUAAAUUAUAAUCAGUUUUCUUAUUUUUGUGGUUAAAGUUCUCAUUUUUUUCUAUGUAAAAAUAGCUUAAAGUAAGUAAUGGAAGAACCAACAAAUGUGUAGUCAUUAAUGAAGAAACAAUUUCUACACUAAACUAAAUUAAAUCGAUUUAUCUUCUUGCAUGUACUACUGUAUGACUUUCAUGUUUAUGUCACUGCCUGUACGGUUUGUUAAAUGGAUAAUGCAGAGUAGAUAAACUGCAUGAGCAUGAAGUAUGAGUCCAGUUAUAAACCAUCUGCUAUUACGCACUCUUAAAAAUAAAGGUUUAUUGGCAUCUGUAGUAGUGAACAACCUUUAGUAUCCAUUGAAUCUUUUCAUUAAAGAAAAGAUUCUUUCGAAUGAUAAAAAUAUAGAUUAUACAAAUAUUCUUCAAACUAGGAAGGAAUUGUUCACUUAUUAACGGUUCUUUGGAGAACCAAAAAUGGUUCUUCAAUGACAUUGCUGCAAAAAAAAAAAAAAAUUUAGAUUUUUAAGAGUGUGGUCAGUUUUGUGGUUAAAAAUGACUAUUAACAUUUGUUUUACAUCAAAAUGGUUGUUUAUGAUACCAGAUAUGGUUCUUCAGUUUGUAAAAAUAGCAGAACCUUUUUUGGGUGUUAAAUAAUAAAUUUUUAUAAGGUUCCGUUCCAUAAAGAACCAUGCUUUGAGAGUGUUGUAUAGAAAUGGUGCUAUGAAGAAUAUUUAAGUCUGUCAUGUAUUUUAGUGUAAUUGAGUGCCAGUUUCUUUCUGCAGAUGAUGAGGUUGUGUGGAGUGACAUCAUCUGAAAAAUAUGUCUUUGUGUGUAAUCAUUGGAUAACUUUGAUGUUUUGUGUCACUGGGCAUACAGAAACCCAAGAAAUAGCUAACAUAAAAUUGAGUAUUAAUAUCUGUCAUUUACUCACUUAGUGGAGAAGAAGAGAGAAGUAUCACUGACUGAAUGGAGUUGAUCACACUUACUGUACAUUUUCUGUUUAACAAAAUAAAAAGAGACAUGACUGAUAUUUGA
Molecule: messenger RNA, 2471 nt
Organism: Carassius gibelio (silver crucian carp)
Lineage: Eukaryota; Metazoa; Chordata; Actinopteri; Cypriniformes; Cyprinidae
Product: chemokine XC receptor 1
Exons: 2
Coding region: 256-1233 (325 amino acids)
Biological process (GO): immune response; G protein-coupled receptor signaling pathway; chemotaxis
Cellular component (GO): membrane
Molecular function (GO): chemokine receptor activity
Source: RefSeq, a predicted model, not a curated record